AUGAAGAGAUUUCUGGUGGCUGCUAUCCCGUUUCGUGCAAUGGAUCCUGACAACAAGAAUCCUUCCGAAAUGCUCUACGUUCGAUUCAGCCGGCCAAUUCCCGGUCGAAACACCUCCUGGGCUCUGAGAACCGACUUUAUACACCAGCUCACUGAAAGCAUUCCGUCUGAGGUACGUUUAGCUGAAAUGUUCGAUACGAAGUGGCGGAAACGUAUCAUAGGGAGGACGUCAGUGGAGGCUCAGGCGGUGAAAAUCACAGAAGAGGGGCUCAAUUUUUCUGGAUAUCGCUUGGUGGUAAUGAACUGA
Gongylonema pulchrum is the source of this 306-nucleotide messenger RNA. The record is from the annotation of a GenBank genome assembly. NCBI's taxonomy places the organism in Eukaryota, Metazoa, Nematoda, Chromadorea, Rhabditida, Gongylonematidae.